Messenger RNA from Paramecium primaurelia, 1157 nucleotides. The record is from the annotation of a GenBank genome assembly. NCBI's taxonomy places the organism in Eukaryota, Ciliophora, Oligohymenophorea, Peniculida, Parameciidae.
AUGGGAACGUGUUGUGGUGUUUAGGGAACAAAAAUGGUAAGUCUAUUUGAAUUCUCUACCCUAACUUAUUACUCUCAAAAUGCAAUUAAUAUUUAAAGAGCCUAUCGAAGUAUUCCUAUCAAAGUAUUAAAUCUCUAGAAUGGAAAAAUAAAAUGAAAGAACAAUAGAAUCCAUUAAUCAUAUCUAUUGAUAGUUAACAUAGUCAUGAACUACAUGCUUAAAUUAGUAAUGCAAUUGAUCAACCUAUCAAAGAAGUUGUAUUUUCAAUUAUCAUACUUAGAUUGAUCACUCCCCUUUAAAUGCUACUAAAGUAGAACGCAACUUCUGUGAAUAUUCAACAAUAGUAAAUAAUCUAAUCUAUAAAAUUGGUAAUUUUAACUACAAAGAAUAUCUCAAAUAAUUGAAUUAUACAGAAGAUGAACUUACAUUGCCUCAUCAUGAACCCUAUCAACUAUAAGAUGGCACCAUAUAUGUUAGAUAAUGGAAACUGGGUUUGCGUCAUUGUAAAGGCAGGGCAAUCUUUUUAGAUAAUAGUAUCUAUGAAGGUUUUUGGAAGGAUGAUAAGAUGUGGGGAUAUGGCAGACUUAUUUUAGCAACAGGAGAUUAUUAUUAUGAAAGUGAAUUUCUAAGGAAUAUGGCUAAUUGGAGAGGGAAACAAAUUACAACUUUAGGAUAUGUUUAUGAACGGGAAUAGGUGAAUGAUAAAUAACAAGGAGAAGGUAUUGAAAGAUAUCCAGAUGGGAUUAAUUUUAAAGGGAAGUUUGUUGUUGGGAAGAAGACAGGGUUUGAAGAAUUUCAUUUUUAAGAUGGGUCAAGGUUUAAUAAAUUAUAAAUAUUUUGAUUAGUUAUGUAGGAAAAAUAAAAGAACAUAAAUUUAAUGGUAAAGGAGUAUUUAAUUUUGGUGAUGGUAGAAAGUAUGAUGGAUAAUGGAAAAAUAAUUAAAUGGAUGAUUAUGGUACUUUUACAUGGCCUGAUAGAAGAUUAUAUGAUGGAUAUGUAACAAAUACUAAUAUUUCUAUAAGUAUGUCAAUUAUAAGAAACAUGGGUUUGGAGACUUUACUUAUGAAGAUGGAUCUAUGUAUAAGGGAAAUUGGUUUGAAGGUAGAGAGCAUUGAAAUGGUACAUUUUAUUCGAAAGGAGGAUUAUGUAGAGAGGGU